This is a messenger RNA of Eurytemora carolleeae, 4220 nucleotides long. RefSeq names its product ELKS/Rab6-interacting/CAST family member 1. Gene Ontology annotation, biological process: maintenance of presynaptic active zone structure; regulation of synaptic plasticity; neuromuscular synaptic transmission. Gene Ontology annotation, molecular function: structural constituent of presynaptic active zone. Bases 111 to 4220 code for a protein of 1369 amino acids. Gene Ontology annotation, cellular component: cytoskeleton of presynaptic active zone. Lineage: Eukaryota; Metazoa; Arthropoda; Copepoda; Calanoida; Temoridae. The transcript has 39 exons. The record is from RefSeq and is a predicted model, not a curated record.
GGUGCAGCUGUACCUCAAUAACUUUUUUUUUCAUUCUGAAAUUUAAAAUAGAGAGAGUAUUUGUGCUUGGGCGAUGCGGCUUGUGAGACGGGUAGAGCAAGGAGUGAGGGAUGGCUACUACGGCCGGGCUGGGUCACCCCCAACCCUCUAAACCAGAUCAGUACGCUCCCCAUACUGGCCAGCAAGACCAGUACAGUACUCGUACAAACCAACAAGACCAGUACGCUACACGCAACGGUCAACCUGAUCAGUACACUUCCACACGCACUGGUCCAGGACAACAAAACGGUCUAAGGGGUGCCUUAGGACCAGAAACAGGAUAUCAAGGGUCAUCAAGGACCUCUGAGCAGGGAUACGGCAGAUCUGCUGCAACUGGGUCAGACCAAGGAUACCCUAGGGGAAACCCAGGACUUGACUCUGGAUACUCCAGGGGUAACCCAGGAGUUGACUCUGCAUACACCAGAGGUGGAGUAGGGGAACAAGGAGUUGGUAGGGGUACUACUGCCCCUGGAACACAGGACCAAGGAUACGGCAGGGGUAGACAAUCAAGAAGGGACCAACUAGGACCUGAAAGAGAUCCUACAGUAAGAGGACAGGGGUACGCUCAGGAAGGAGGGUACACAAGAUCCCAACCAGGAUCUACAAGGGGUAGCCCAGCAAGUGGGCGUAGAAACACAGGACGACCAACAGGAUCAAGAUCCUACAAUAACUCUCCCUCAGGAUACCCAGAAUCCUCAGUAGGGUUCAGUGAACGACCUCCUGUUGGAGAAACAGAACUAGACAAAAUGGAUCGAGGUAUGGAUAGAAUGGAUCGUAUGGAUCGCAUGGACAGAAUGGAUAGACCUAUGGAUCGAUCCAUGGAUAGAACUGUAGGUCCAAUGGAUAGGGCUGGGGGUCCUCAUGCACGCUCAAGAAGUGCCUCAAGAGGAUUUCCAACUAGAACAACACCUGGAGGUCCAGGAUAUCAUUCCCUUGACAGAGACAGAGAUGGAUAUGGGGGAGAUAGGGAUUCCUUCAUGCCAAUAGACAGACCUAGAGAAAGAUCUUUAGACAGAGGCAUGGACUAUGGCCAGCCAUAUGGCGGAGGAGGUGUAGGAGGGGUACCCGGUGUAGGGGGAGGAUAUGGACGAAGAGAGCGUUCCUUAGACCGAGGUCGAGAUCCAAUGUUAGACCCUGAUGAUGGAAUGUAUACCGGACGAGGUGAUAUGGGUCCACAUAGAUCAACCCGUCUCUCACCAAACCCCGCUGCAAUCCAGAGGGAUUCCUACAUAACUGACCUUCAGAGCACUAACUCUGAUCUUCAGCGAGACCUGGCAAACCUGAAAAAGGAGUUAGAACUUACCAAUCAAAAGCUCGGAUCCUCUAUGCACAGCAUCAAAACAUUUUGGAGUCCAGAGCUGAAGAAGGAACGUGCGCUCCGUAAAGAAGAAUCGGCAAAGUAUGCCCUUAUGAAUGAUCAAUUGAAGCUUCUAAACUCAGAAAAUCAGAAACAAGCCAUGUUAGUUCGCCAGCUAGAAGAUGAAGUUGUCAAAUGUAAAACUCAGUCCAGUCAUACCAACCCUGAGGUAAAAGCUCAUCUGGAGGCACUGCAGGUAGAGAAUGACCAUCUUACCAGGGAGAUAGCAAUCCUUAGGGAAACUGUCAAGAAACAAGCCAUGUUAGUUCGCCAGCUAGAAGAUGAAGUUGUCAAAUGUAAAACUCAGUCCAGUCAUACCAACCCUGAGGAAGAGGAGGCUAGAGUACAUCAGCAAAUGCAAAUGGUUGCUCAGAAACAGGUUGACGAGAUGAGAAUGGAGGUAUCACGACGGGAACAGGAACUUAUGCAGAUGUCAACAAAGAUGAAGACCCUAGAAGAGCAGCAUCAAGAUUAUCAGAAGCAUAUUGCUGUUCUCAAGGAGAGCUUGUGUGCUAAAGAAGAACACUACACAAUGCUACAAACUGAUGUUGAUGAACUGAGACAUAAAUUAGACUCAAAGAACAAAAUGAUUGAGAAAAAGACGCAGGAAGCAUUACAGGCAACACAGGAGAAGAAUAGAAUCUCUUCCGAAAUCAACGAAAUAAGAGAUCAUCUGGAUAUAAAAGACCGGAAACUGAGUGUUCUGCAACGAAAGAUUGAAAACCUUGAAGAUUUAUUAAAAGAGAAAGAUAACCAAGUGGAUUUGGCAAAAUCGAAACUAGCACAGGUUCAGAAUCAGUCUCACAGCAGUGAAGGAGCACUAUCAAGCCUAGAAGAAGCACUGAGUGACAGGGACAAGCAGAUAAACCAGCUGAGGGAUCAACGCGAUAGAGCAGAGAAAGAUGUUAAAGAAGAGAAGGAGCUCCAUGAAAGAGAAAUAGCGGACUUUAAGAUGAAAAUCCAUUCUUACGAAUCCGAGGCUAAAAGGUUGCAUAUGGAGCUGGAGAGAUCACGUGAUAUUGGAUAUCAGAGACAACCCAGCCCUCAGCUAGACAGAUUCCGUGCUUUGGGAAUCGACCGUGCAGUAGAGAACGCUGAGCUCCAAGAUAAACUGGAAAAAGCUCAGAAUGAACUAAGACGCGCACAGGCUGAGCUGAGACUGAACCAAUCUGAUUAUGAAAGAUCUACCGUUGAAAUGGAACAGAUGCAGGAAAAGGUUGAGAAGAGCCAGGGUGAGAUAUAUAGGUUGAGAGCUAAGCUUGAGAAUACCCAGUCUGAGAAUGAGAACAUACAAGAAGAGUUUGAUAAAAUACAAACUGCACUGAGCAGGUCAUAUGCUGAGCGGGAUAAAUAUGCUAGUGAGAUGGAUAAGAUCAGAGAAGAACUUGAGAGGGUUCAGGGCUCAGCUGGAAAGUACCAGGUUGCUAAUGAGAAGACCCAACUAGAACUUGAUAAAGCCCAUCAGGAGAUUGAUAUCCUCAGAGAGAAGAUGGAGAGAAACCAGGGAGAAUCCAGACGGGUUUUAAAGGUCUCAACUUUAAGUUCAGUUCAGAUAUUGCAGGAUCUUAAAGAUCAAAAUGAGCAGAUCCAAGAUGACAAGGCUAAACUACUGUACGAGCUGGACACUAUUCAAGCGGAAAUGGAGAAAGCCUCCGCCAUUAAUAACAGACUUCAAAAAGAGAAGGAAGAUGCCUACGCUGAUCUGGACAGAAACAGAGAGAAGUACGAUAAACUUCAGACAACCUUGAUACGGGUAGAAGAAGAGAAGGAUAGGAUGGAUACAGAGAUCGGCAGACAUCUCACACAGAUAGAUCUUCUCCAGAGGGAGAAGGAGGACUCUGUAAUUGAGCUGGAGGACUGUAAGGACAGGCUGGAGAAGGAGAAGAUGUCCAUCAAAAUUUUGACCGAGGAGAAGGACAUGAAUAAUAAAGAGUUUGAUCGGCUUCUUGAGAAAUAUGACAGGUGCCAGGGUGACCUAUAUAGACUCCAGAGUAAACUGGACAAUACACAAACAGAUCAUGAAAGAUUGACUAUGGAGUUGGAAAAGACUAACAUUCUGUCAAGUAAACAUAAAGAUGAUCAUAAGAAACUGAUGGAGGAGUUUAAUGGACUACAGGACAUGUAUGAUAAAACAUCCCUGGAGCUGGCUAAAACCAAGGAUAUGGAAGUUGGGUUGAAGGACGAUCUGGAGAGAGCUCAUUUCGAUCUUGAGAUGGUUCGGGAGAGGUUUGAUAAAACACAGGUUGAGCUGAGAAAGGUUCACCAAGAGAAGGAGAAGGUGCAGGGUGAGAAUGACAAACUCCAGUAUGAGCUGGAACGCGUCUCCUUGCAGCACACCAAGGCUCAGGGUGGUCUAGAUAAAUCUCAAGAAGAGGUUGCAAGACUACAGGUUGAGUUAGAGAAGCUGUAUGACAAGCAUGACAAAACCCAGAUGGAGUUAAGAAAAGUUUAUGGAGAGCUUGAGAAAUAUAAAUCUGAGACUGCAAGUCUUGAAGCUGAGGUUGAGCGGUUUGCUGGGCGGAUGGCCAAGUAUGUUGACAAUGAAGAGAAACUGACUGAAGACAUCAGUCGAGCUAAAAUUGAAACUGAAAAAGCCCGCGAGAAACUAGAGAGAUCUUUGACGGAUGUAGAGAACUUAACAGCCCAGGAAGCGAGGCAUAAAAAAGAAAUUGAAACUCUGAGAAACGAGUUGGAUAGAUCUGAAACCACCAAGAGCAAGUGUCUUUAUGAAAGUGAAAAGAUCCAAGUUGAAAUGGAGAAAGAAAUCAUGAAAAUUUUCUUGAAGUCGUGGGGUGCAUCAAGUCCAAUCGCUGAAACUUCUUAA